ACAACACAACAGAACAACAUCACAAGUUCACAACAACACAGCAGCAAAAGUUCACAACACAGCAGCAAAAGUUCACAACACAGCAGCAAAAGAACAGCAUCACAAUUCACAACACAUGCAUCCAUGUAGUCUUAACCAUUUCUUUGAAAAUACAGUUACAUUUCUUUGAAAAUGUACACUGUAAAUAGCUAUGAAACUAAUACAGAGUGAAUCUGCAACUACUUAGGCCUAGUGUAGCAUGUAGACUGUAACAAAGUAUUUCGCAAAUAAAACAUAAACGAACAUUGCCUCACAAACAACAUCACAAUUCACAAGUUCACAAUCAACAAUCGAGUGUAUAUUCACCCAAAGAUACUAGAGAAUUCAAGGGAAGGAACAGCCGAACAGAUCUGAAUUUUUUAUUAAAUUGUACAUGUAAAUUGUAAUUUUAUCAUGAUUCAAACUCAUCUUUAAUAAUCAUUUUCGUAAUUAACACUACUCAUAAUUAAAACCUUAAGAAAUUAACUUUCAUUUUCCAGAUUUGAACCAAGUAAAUGCUUAAUCGCAAAUAUGAAAAAUUACCUUUGGACGGCAGGACGGUGGAGGAAUGGACGGUGGAUGCUGGACGCCUGGACGGUGAUUGGUGGUGGAAUGGACGGUGGAAUGUAUGAGAGUUUGAGACUUAGGGUAAGAGGCUGAGAGCGUGGAGGAUUCAGACUUUCAGAGGAAAACGCAAAUAGAUUAGGUUUUUUUUUGGGUUUAUAUACUUAGGGUAAAUUGGGCCUAAUAUUUCGGUUUUUUCAGUUUUAUUCGGUUUUUCGGUUUUUAAUUUUCUCAGACCGAAAGCGAACCGAAAAUCGAAUUUUUUUUUUAACAAACCAAGCCGAACCACUUUAGGAAAAAAACCGAACCAUAUUUCUUAUUCGGUUUGGUUUUAAACCGAAUUUGUUUCACCCCUAAUGCUACGUUGUGCAUUCUCUUCUUCUCAUCUCCUCUUUGUUGUUUGCCCCUUUGUAAUUCCCCCAAUUUUUCCAUCAAUUCCUUCAUUACCCUUUUCUUUCUUCUCUUCGAUUUCAUCACUAUACCCGCCAAUUUUCUCUCUCCUCCCUCGUUCGAAUUUCUGUUAAUUCUCCCCCUUUUCGUCUUCCUCCUCCUUCCAUCAAUCACAAUUUCUGAUUUUGGGGUUUCUUACCUCGAUUUGUUCGAGAUUGUUCCCUUUCUGUGUUCCAUGAAUUGGGUUUACAAGAUUUGAGGAAUACCCAGUUCGAAUUUGAUGAUUUACACUGUUUUUUAUGCUCAAUUGAUGGAUCAAAACCCAAAUUCUUGGGUUAGGGUUCUAUAAUUCAGAGGUUGUUGAUGCCACUGAUGACUGUACAUUAUUGAGAGUAUUCAGCAUCUUGCUUGCAUAGUUGAAUUGGUGAAGUUUGCAAAUUGUAAAUCUUCAUUAAAUUAUGGCAAAUCAUGACGUCCUUGGGAAAAAUCAUGGAAUGGAUAUAGGUCAUGACCGGCAGUUGGUCCUUGCCCAUAAUCAUUCCCUAGGUCAUGAACAUGAACUGGGUUUGAGAGAAAGGCAUGAGCAGGAACUAGGUUUAGAAAAUGCCCACAACCAUGAUGAAUUGGCUUUGGAACAGAGCCAUGACCAUGAAUCGAGUGAUGGGCAUCAUUAUGAGCAAAGCAAUGACUUGCAUAUGGAGCAUAAACCUGAUAAUGAAAGCCAUGAAUUUUCUUCACAGAACAAUGAUUUAAGUAUGGUAGAGCACAAUGAGCUGACUGUUUCCGGCAAUCAAGACCUUGAUGAGGAUUUGGAGUUAGAUAUUGAUCAAAAUCAUGAAAUGGGAAUUGAAGCUAUUGAUGACAUGGUUGUUCAGGAGCCAGAAUAUGUACUUAGUCAUGUUAUUCAGGCGCGUUCUUUGGUUGUUAGCCCUAGCCAUGAGAUCCGUGUAGGGCAGGAAUUCCCAGAUGUCAAGAGUUGUCGCAGAGCUUUAAGGGACAUGGCAAUUGCUCUACACUUUGAAAUGCAGACCAUAAAAUCUGAUAAAACUCGCUUUACUGCCAAAUGUGCAGCUGAAGGAUGCCCCUGGCGUGUGCAUGCUGCGAAGCUUCCUGGGGCACCUACUUUCACAAUCAGAACCCUUUAUGAGCUCCAUACCUGCAAUGGCAUAGGUCAUCUGGGCCACCAGCAAGCAUCAGUUCAGUGGGUGGCUAAUUCUGUCGAACAACGUUUGAGAGAGAAUCCUAACUGUAAGCCUAAGGAGAUACUAGAAGAGAUCCAUCGGGUACAUGGGAUCACCUUGUCAUACAAGCAGGCCUGGCGGGGAAAGGAGCGUAUCAUGGCAGCUAUGCGUGGAUCCUUUGAAGAAGGUUAUCGGCUUCUGCCACAAUAUUGCGAGCAAAUUAAACGCACAAAUCCAGGCAGUAUUGCUGCUGUUUACGCUAGUCCAGAAGAUGGCUGCUUCCAGCGGCUCUUUAUAUCAUUCCACGCAUCUAUAUAUGGCUUCCUAAAUGCUUGUCGACCACUUCUUGGACUUGAUAGGACCUAUUUGAAAAGCAAGUACUUGGGAACUUUGUUGUUGGCCACUGGUUUUGAUGGGGAUGGUGCUCUCUUUCCUUUGGCAUUUGGUGUAGUUGAUGAGGAAAAUGAUGAGAACUGGAUGUGGUUUCUAUCAGAACUCCACAAUUUGCUUGAGACUAAUACUGAAAAUAUGCCAAGGCUUACCAUUUUGUCAGACAGGCACAAGGGUAUUGUUGAUGGAGUGGAAGCAAAUUUUCCUACUGCUUUUCAUGGAUUUUGCAUGCGUCAUUUGAGUGAAAGCUUUCGGAAGGAGUUUAAUAACACAAUGCUCGUCAACCUUUUAUGGGAAGCUGCUCAAGCUCUUACCAUAAUUGAAUUUGAAGCAAAAGUUUUGGAAAUAGAGGAGAUGUCACAAGAUGCUGCAUUUUGGAUUAGAAGAAUUCCACCCCGCUUAUGGGCUACAGCAUAUUUUGAGGGGACACGAUUUGGGCAUCUGACUGCAAAUAUAGUUGAAUCUCUAAAUAUUUGGCUUCUUGAAGCUUCUGGGCUCCCAAUCAUUCAGAUGAUGGAGUGCAUACGGAGGCAGCUAAUGACUUGGUUUAAUGAACGACGUGAAACCAGCAUGCAGUGGACAUCGAUACUUGUUCCAACUGCUGAAAGGCGUGUUGAAGAGGCAAUUGAGCAUGCCCGCUCUUUCCAAGUUCUCCGUGCAAAUGAGGCAGAGUUUGAAGUUAUAACAAAUGAAGGAUCUAAUUUUGUGGAUAUUCGAAAUCGUUGCUGUCUUUGCAGGGGAUGGCAGCUGUAUGGUCUACCAUGUGCCCAUGCUGUGUCUGCGCUACUUUCCUGCAGACAGAAUGUACAUCGCUUUACAGAAAGUUGUUUCACCGUUGCAACUUAUCGGAAGGCAUACUCACAGACUAUACAUCCAAUUCCAGACAAGUCAUUGUGGAAAGAGUUGUCUGAAGAGGACUCGGAUGCUACCAGAUCUGAUGGGGCUAUCAUUAACCCUGCUACCAAAUCUGAUGAAACUAUUAUUAACCCUGCUACCAAAUCUGAUGGGACUAUCAUUAACCCACCCAAGUCUCUUCGCCCUCCUGGAAGACCUAGGAAAAAAAGAGUUCGAGCUGAAGAUCGUGGCCGUGUUAAACGGAUUGUGCACUGUAGUCGUUGCAAUCAGACAGGUCAUUUCAGAACUACUUGUGCCGCACCUAUAUAGAUUUUUAUCUGAAGAUUGGCAAAUCAGGUGAUUAUCAUGUGUUUCUAUAUAUUAGUUAAAUAGAAACUUCAAGUUUCUUGUAAGCCUUAUAUUUUUUUUUUAUGCAACAUUCUAGUUAGUUAGAAUAGCUUGUCUAUAUUGGUCUCUUUCCUAUUAUUAGGAAAAUAUGUGAACAAAGCAUUAGCUGCUAUAUACCUAUUCAUAACGAAUAAUACAAUUACUGUGGAAGAGCUUAUUCA
This is a messenger RNA of Chenopodium quinoa (quinoa), 3946 nucleotides long. RefSeq lists its product as uncharacterized. The record is from RefSeq and is a predicted model, not a curated record. Lineage: Eukaryota; Viridiplantae; Streptophyta; Magnoliopsida; Caryophyllales; Amaranthaceae. The coding region runs from base 1431 to 3707 and encodes 758 amino acids. Gene Ontology annotation, molecular function: zinc ion binding. The transcript has 2 exons.